UCUCUUUGCUUUUUCUUUCACAUUUUUAUAUCUAUCUAUCUAUAUUCCAUCACACCUUUUUAAUUUUCAAAAAAGAAAUAUCAAUCAUACACUUUGCUUUACCAUUUUGGCUUUAAUCAUGAAUGUUCUUGCUCUUCCUAUGUUGGUUUUCUUGGCCAUGGCUGGUUAUUCAAGUGCAGCAUACUGUGUAUGCAACAAUGGAGUAAGUGAGACUGCUAUGCAAUCAAACAUAGAUUAUGCUUGUGGAGCUGGAGCUGAUUGUCGUCAGAUUAAUCCAAGUGGUCCUUGUUAUAACCCCAACACUUUAAAAGAUCAUUGCAAUUUUGCUGUUAACAGUUAUUACCAGAAAAAAGGCCAAACUGCUAUGGCCUGUUCUUUCUCCGGCACAGCCACUGUCACUUCAUCACCUCCAUCUGGGGCAUCUUCUGCUUGUUUUUCUGGAUCUGCAAGUACUUCAACUACUCCAACAAACCCAACCAUAGCACCGCCUGGGUCUGGAACCGGAACCGGAACCGGAACUGGAACCGGGACAGGAACCGGAACUGGAACAGGCACUGGAACCGGCACCAGUACAGGCACGGGUACUGGCACAAGCACAGGCACCGCUACAGGGACCGGAAUCAACAAUAGCCCGUCAUCCUUUGGUGGACUAGCCCCGUCGGGAACAGCAGGCAUGAAUGACAGCUCGACUGCUGUGACUAUCCAGCUAACUACAAGCACGAUCGUGCUACUUACCUUUUUAGCAAUGGGCCUUGUAUGGCCAAGGCUGAUCUAAGGUCGUAAUGUUAUUAUGAUGUGAUGUGUAACAGAUUUCGCCACGGUUUUGGAUGUAAUCUUAAAAGCAUGUAUUAGUAGUUGUAUUUGUCUACUUGAUGGAUUUCAUAGGAGUAGAUUUUGCCUUUUUGUAUAUCUAAGAGUCAACUAUUAUUCUUCACUACUUGUAAUUUCAUCAUCAUCAUCAUCAGUAGCAGUUUAUUUGUUUGAAUGA
This is a messenger RNA of Erigeron canadensis, 988 nucleotides long. Its product is annotated as PLASMODESMATA CALLOSE-BINDING PROTEIN 4-like. The transcript has 4 exons. The record is from RefSeq and is a predicted model, not a curated record. Lineage: Eukaryota; Viridiplantae; Streptophyta; Magnoliopsida; Asterales; Asteraceae. Bases 119 to 775 code for a protein of 218 amino acids.